Molecule: messenger RNA, 1380 nt
Organism: Cariama cristata (Red-legged seriema)
Lineage: Eukaryota; Metazoa; Chordata; Aves; Cariamiformes; Cariamidae
Gene: RPN1
Product: ribophorin I
Exons: 8
Cellular component (GO): oligosaccharyltransferase complex; membrane
Source: RefSeq, a predicted model, not a curated record
GUGAAGGGUGAGGAAGAGGAGGAGAACACCUUGGAAGUAAGAGAGACUAAAGUUAAGGGCAAAAGUGGAAAAUUCUUCUCUGUGAAGCUGCCAUCUCCUUUGGCACCAGGAGCCAAGAUCCGUGUAUCUGUUGAAAUGGUUUUCACACAUGUCCUGCAGCCCUACCCCACUCACAUCACCCAAAGCGAGAAGCAGUUUGUGGUCUUUGAAGGAAAUCACUAUUUCUACUCACCGUACUUCACCAAGACCCAAACGACUCGAGUCAAACUGGCCUCUAGGAACGUGGAGAGUUACACCAAGCUGGGCAACCCUUCCCGGACUGAAGACAUGAUUGAAUAUGGCCCCUUCAAGGACAUUCCUCCAUACAGCCAGGACACUCUGAAGGUACACUAUGAAAAUAACAGUCCUUUCCUGACCAUCACCAGUAUGACCCGAGUCAUCGAGGUGUCUCACUGGGGGAACAUUGCGGUUGAAGAGACAGUUGAUUUAAAGCACACAGGAGCAGUGCUGAAAGGUCCUUUCUCCAGAUACGACUACCAGAGACAACCAGACAGUGGGAUCUCUUCUGUCAAGUCUUUUAAGACCAUUCUCCCAGCUGCUGCUCAGGACGUCUAUUACAGAGAUGAAAUCGGAAACAUCUCCACCAGCCACCUGCUUGUCCUGGAUGACUCCGUAGAGAUGGAGAUCCGUCCCCGCUUCCCACUUUUUGGGGGAUGGAAAACCCAUUACAUCAUCGGCUAUAACCUGCCAAGCUAUGAAUACCUCUACAAUCUCGGUGAUCAGUAUGCCCUGAAAAUGAGGUUUGUUGAUCACGUGUUUGAUGAACAAGUUACGGACUCUCUGACUGUCAAGAUCAUCCUGCCAGAAGGUGCCAAGAAUAUCCAUGUGGACAGCCCCUAUGAAAUCAAUCGUGCUUCUGAUGAACUUCACUACACAUAUCUGGACACUUUUGGACGUCCAGUUAUUGUGGCACACAAGAGCAACUUGGUGGAGCAGCACAUCCAAGACAUCGUGGUUCAUUACACCUUCAACAAAAUCUUGAUGCUGCAGGAGCCUCUGUUGGUGGUUGGAGCCUUUUACAUCUUGUUCUUCACUGUGAUUGUUUAUGUGAGGCUGGAUUUUUCCAUCACUAAGGAUCCAGCUGCUGAAGCUAGGAUGAAGGUUGCCUGCAUCACAGAGCAAGUGCUUACGCUGGUGAACAAGAGACUUGGGCUAUACCGUCACUUUGAUGAAGCAGUAAAUAAAUACAAGCAGUCACGGGACAUCUCCACCCUGAACAGUGGCAAAAAGUCUUUGGAGACGGAGCACAAGGCCCUGACAAAUGAAAUAGCCUCUCUGCAGUCUAAACUGAAGACAGAAGGCUCUGACUUAUGUGAUAAA